CCUCGCGACGCCCCGCCCCUUCGCGCCUGCGCCUGCGCCGUGCGCACGGACCGGCCUCGAGCUCCCCGGCGGGAGGUUUUUCUGUAUGAGUGGAGAAGACAGUUGUUGUAAGUGGAAGUGACACAACAUUUUUUUAGGAUGUCUGAAGAUGAAGAAAAAGUGAAAUUACGCCGUCUUGAACCAGCUAUCCAGAAAUUCAUUAAGAUAGUAAUCCCAACAGACCUGGAGAGGUUAAGAAAGCACCAGAUAAAUAUUGAGAAGUAUCAGAGGUGCAGAAUCUGGGACAAGUUGCAUGAAGAACAUAUCAAUGCAGGACGUACAGUUCAGCAACUGCGCUCCAAUAUCCGAGAAAUGGAGAAACUUUGUUUGAAAGUCCAACAGGAUGACCUAGUACUUCUGAAGAGAAUGAUAGAUCCUGUUAAAGAAGAAGCCUCAACAGCAAUAGCAAAAUUUCUCCAACUCCAUUUGGAAUCUGUAGAAGAACUUAAGAAACAGUUUAAUGAUGAAGAAACUUUAUUACAGCCUUCUUUGACCAGAUCCAUGACUGUUGGUGGAACAUUUCAUACUACUGAAGCUGAAGCUAGUUCUCAGAGUCUGACUCAGAUAACCGCAUUGCCUGAAAUUCCUCGAGAUCAAAAUGCUGCAGAAUCAUGGGAAACCUUAGAAGCGGACUUAAUUGAACUUAACCAACUGGUCACUGAUUUCUCUCUCCUAGUAAAUUCUCAGCAGGAGAAGAUUGACAGCAUUGCAGACCAUGUCAACAGUGCUGCUGUGAAUGUUGAAGAGGGAACCAAAAACUUGGGGAAGGCUGCAAAAUACAAGCUGGCAGCUCUGCCUGUGGCAGGUGCACUCAUCGGAGGAGCAGUGGGGGGUCCUAUUGGCCUCCUUGCAGGCUUCAAAGUGGCAGGAAUUGCAGCUGCACUUGGUGGUGGGGUGUUGGGCUUCACAGGUGGAAAAUUGAUACAAAGAAAGAAACAGAAAAUGAUGGAGAAGCUCACUUCCAGCUGUCCAGAUCUUCCCAGCCAAACUGACAAAAAAUGUAGUUAAAAACCAAACUUUGGUAUUAUUGGUGCCAACAUGUCUAUCCUAAUGAAAACCUUUGCUGCUAUUGGACACUCAGUCAGCUUUUGGAACACAAGUCUAUCAAGAGAGUGGCUGUAAAUGCUCAAGUGGGAUUGAACUGUGAUAAGUGGAUAUAUUUUGUUGUUUGCUGGAGUGUUAAUGGAGAUGUUAGAGAUUGAGGAUCCUGGGCUGAAGGUGUAUAAUGUCUGUCAGGCAAAGUUUGAAGACUGCCAAGGAGCAAAUUUUCUGCCUGGAAAUGUGAGAAUUGAACCUAUGACUCAGAUAAGGUCUUGAGAUGUGUGGAAGUGUUAGCUUAUGGUGGAAUAGUUGCUUCCACAACCCUGAGUUAGAGACCUUAAGGUGUAUUUGUAGAUUAUUUAGGCCUGUUAGCAAGGAAAAGAAUGGGAGUUCAGGAGCCUUUGUUAUCAGAUAGGGAAAUGAGAACCUAGUAAGAAGCACAGGUGAACUGCAUAAUGGAGUCAUUAGAUGAGCCCUGUUGCAAUUUGAUCCAACUAUAUUUUCUGGUGAAAGAAAUUAAUAGUAUAAGAAAAUGGAAAGAGAGGCCCAACUUCUCUUUCAAAUAUCUUCAUUUGUGACAGUGGCUUCUUUUCUGAGCUCUUCCUCUGCCUCUCUUUAAAUAAAGAACACAGAAUUUCAAGUGGUAGGAGACUUAUUAAGCCAGUCACCAAGCUUGCUCUGUCUACCUGUUUCCUGACACCUCAAAGAUCUAGUGUCCUUUGCUGUCCCUCCCUUGUAAUUUUGAAAAGUUUUUUGGUUUGUGGGGUGAACUCUAUCCAUAUGUAAUAAGGACUUUUCUCAUUGUCUUUUUUGUCUUAUCUCCCAUCUCUGUUCAUCCUUCCUGUAAAGUCUAGGUAAAAAAAGAAAGAAAAAGAAAUUUCCAGAUAUUUCCAACAUUGUUAGAGUUUGAGCUCAAAUGGGAGUAGGGGCAAGACAGGAGACCAUUUCCUGGGGCAUCUUCCAAUUUUGAGGGGCGAUAUAUCUGCCACACAGCGGGUCUCUGACCCAAAGGCUUUUCAGCUGGUCUUUGGGGGAGCUAAGAACUGGCUAUCUACCUCACUUCUGUUACUACCAUCCUUUUUCCCAGGUUCUUUAUCUCCUGUGCUUCCUUUUGCUUUUCACAGCUGCUAUUUCUUCCCAACAAUAGCAUUCAUACUUACCUUUUCUCACAGUCUGGAUGAUGAUGGACGAAGCCCAGUGCCAAGACUCAGACCCAGUGAACAGUUUGUGGUGCUAAUCCCAACAUUUAAUAUGGACAGCAAGCCUCAUCCAGCCCCACCCCACGUCUAUCUCAAAUUGCAGAAAGGCUUUAAAUUUAGGAAAAAGAAUUUAAGAAUACAGGUAGCUUCCCCUCUGUACCUCAACUAAUUUGAAAUAGGAAGGAACCACUUUUUGCCUUACUCUUUACUCUUUUCUGAAGACAGGAAUUGGCACCUGCACCCCAGAAGGUGUAAACUGUUUCUGUCAGGAGCCAGCGUUCAUCAUGGGAUUGAAUGGUUUAUCACUUAGCUUCUCUCUUGCUGAGUUUACUUUUAAUAACUUUUAUUGAUUGCUACUUUUCACUUCUGUGUCUAAUCUAAAGAGACCUUUCUCUUUCAUACUUUUUGAAUCUCACCAAUGAAUUCCAAUGAGACAAAGCACCAUUUAUCAUUAAAUAACUAGGAAGUAU
Molecule: messenger RNA, 2749 nt
Organism: Microcebus murinus (gray mouse lemur)
Lineage: Eukaryota; Metazoa; Chordata; Mammalia; Primates; Cheirogaleidae
Gene: STX17
Product: syntaxin 17
Biological process (GO): intracellular protein transport; vesicle fusion; exocytosis
Cellular component (GO): plasma membrane; autophagosome membrane; endomembrane system
Molecular function (GO): SNAP receptor activity; SNARE binding
Source: RefSeq, a predicted model, not a curated record